UUUUUUUUUUUUCUUUUUCAUUCAAACAUGUCUACUCCCUUUUCUAAACUCGUUGAUGCUUCCAAGAACCAACCUAAUGAUUGCGAUGGUUGGCGUGAUAAGUUAGUUGGUAAAGUGAUUCUUAAAGAUGAUGUAGAAACAACUCUUUCUGAAGGAGAGUAUGUGCGUACUCAAGAUUUGCCUAAACUGCAUCGUGUUCUCCCUCCUAAUAGCAUGGCCACGAUGGAUUUCAGACCUGAUCGUUUAAAUGUCCAAGUAGAUCACUCUAUGAGAUGUACUGGUGUCAACUAUGGAUAAAUGAAUAAAUUUAUUAUGCUGAUAGCCAUUCUGUGCUUUGAUGAAGCCAUUUAUCAAGCAA
Molecule: messenger RNA, 358 nt
Organism: Gilbertella persicaria
Lineage: Eukaryota; Fungi; Mucoromycota; Mucoromycetes; Mucorales; Choanephoraceae
Exons: 2
Coding region: 28-297 (89 amino acids)
Source: RefSeq, a predicted model, not a curated record